AUGGCUGAGAGACUGUUAAUAGGAGCGCUGAAGGGUGGUAAAAACACUAAGAUUGUUACUUUGAAUGGGAAGAAGAUGACAAAGAUGCCUUCAACAUUAGCAAAACUGCCUGGCCUGAAGACCCUAGACCUUUAUAAUAACCUAAUCCCCAAAGCAUGUCCAGAGAUAAGCGCCUUGACCCAGUUGACAGUACUAAAUUUGGGAAGCAAUCUUUUAGAAGAAGUUCCAGAAGAGAUGAAAUACCUUACUUCCCUGAAGACGCUUCACUUAUUUAGAAACAGGAUUUGUAGAUUUGCACCUGGAGCAUGUGAUGGUUUACAAAAUUUGAUCCUGCUUAAUCUGAACAAUAAUCGACUUACACAGCUGCCUCGGGAAAUCAACAGAUUAAAAAGUCUUAAGCUCUUGAAUAUAAAUCAUAACCAGCUAACCAGCAUUCCUAGAGAACUUUGUUUCCUUGAACAUCUUUCUGAGCUUCAUUCUAACUACAAUCAGCUCAUUUGCAUACCUGAAGAGAUUAAAUUCUUGAAGAAGCUCCAGAAGUUAUUUUUGGUCAGGAACAACAUUGAGGUUUUGCCAGAGGGAAUCUGUGAUCUAAAAAAACUAAGAAUCCUAGACAUAGCUGGAAAUAUUAUUCAGAUAUUUCCACCAGGAUUUCAGAAUCUGAAGCUGAGGGAAUUCUACUGUGAGGAUAACCCACUCUUCUUGAAGCGGCCAUUUGUAGCUGAACAACGGGAGGUCAUUUGGAGUCUAAAGGAAAUAACAUCAAGAUUUGUCAUGAAUGAGCUAGCCAAAAACAACCCUAUUCUAAUGGAUGCCAUAGAACAGUAUCCAGAGGUCAGGAACAUCAUCUCUGAAGGAAAAAACUGUGCAAUAUGUGGAAAAUUCUUUUUAACCAUAUGGCUGGAAUGUGUUCACUUUGUUCCUCCAUCAAAGAACUGGAAGAUAAGCAAAAAUCUACAACUGGUACCUCUGCGAGUAUUGCUUUGUUCUUACAAAUGUUUUAACCAGCGUGACCCUGAGAUCUUUGGAAUUUCUCAAGAGUAGAACAGGCGAGGUGCUCCUUCAGUGCUUUGCUGGGUGCCCAUCAGUUCUGCACAGUCAGCUCAUGCCUACCACCAUGCCAUGCAGUGUCCAGGCUUUUUAUUAAGCAAAGGAAGACAAAUGUUGAGCAAAGAAGACAAAUCAAUUACAGAGAUCCUAAUCUAAGCAUUGAUACUGUACUCAUAGAUUGUUAGGCUCCAGUAAUGCUGUGUUUUCCUUUGGCUUAAAAAGGAAAUAAAAAAUUGAGAAAAAGAAAGAAAGAAUGAAAGAAAGAAAGAUCUGUGUGCCACAUAAGUUUUUUUCCCCAUCACUUUACGAUUUCUACCUUCCUUUUCUAGAAAAGUAUUAAGAGAAUUUGGUGAGGAACUGCGUUUAUUUUCCCUAGCUCACUCUUGGCCUUUGUGAAUCCAAGUCAAGACUUACCCCUUCUGCAUUAAAGUUGCUUCUGCCAUAGUGGGAAGUUAAAUCAAUGGAGCACAGCAGAGAGACCCUCAAUCCCAAAGGUCAAGGUUCAGACUCUACUCAAAAGACAUGAAGCCUCAAGGCAACUUUCUAAAGGUUAUAUUAAUCAAGAAUACAUU
Messenger RNA from Cavia porcellus (domestic guinea pig), 1622 nucleotides. It is a transcript of the gene Lrrc69, whose product is annotated as leucine rich repeat containing 69. The record is from RefSeq and is a predicted model, not a curated record. The transcript is spliced from 8 exons. The coding region runs from base 1 to 1044 and encodes 347 amino acids. Lineage: Eukaryota; Metazoa; Chordata; Mammalia; Rodentia; Caviidae. Gene Ontology annotation, molecular function: protein binding.